This is a messenger RNA of Astyanax mexicanus (Mexican tetra), 6287 nucleotides long. RefSeq names its product solute carrier organic anion transporter family member 5A1. Gene Ontology annotation, biological process: sodium-independent organic anion transport; transmembrane transport. The coding region runs from base 530 to 3124 and encodes 864 amino acids. Gene Ontology annotation, cellular component: membrane. Gene Ontology annotation, molecular function: protein binding. The record is from RefSeq and is a predicted model, not a curated record. The transcript is spliced from 10 exons. Lineage: Eukaryota; Metazoa; Chordata; Actinopteri; Characiformes; Acestrorhamphidae.
AGUGUCCGCGCUGGAGACAACAACAUCUACCUCCCUCUCUCUCUCUCUCUGUCUCACUGAUACUGAGCAGCUGUUCCAAAAAAUCAAGGGUAACGACCCCACACGGCGACCGGGAAAGAAGCUUUUGAAUAAAACAUCAGUAAAAGCCCAUUUCAGCUUGAUGGCCGAAGAGAACUUUCCCUCAGGAUGCUUUCUUCAGCCGUGAUGAAGAUGAAAUAUGCUGAACAAACCCAUGCCUGCUUGCUUGCUGCCUGAUCACUGCCUUCAUGCUCUUCUAAAUCUCUCAUAUGAGGUGAACUUUAACUCCAGAAAACGGAUGUAGACUAUUAUAAAUGAUCAUGUUAACUGAUAUAGUUCUGUAGGCAUUGAUCAUGUUCAUGAUCAAUCAUGAUCUAUGCUUUCAUCAUUCAUAACAGCAGCAUUUCUGAACUGAGUACAGUCAGAGCUGCACGGCAAGUCUCUGUGUUGUGUUCUUGCCUGUGGCAUUAGAUACUGAAUCCAAGUCAAGACAAGUCCCGAAUUUUGGAAAAUGACUUCCUCAGAUAAUGAUGAGACUGGAAGUGAUGUGUCCGUGUCCCUUGGGGCUGGUGAAUUCCAAAACCAGUAUGAGGACUCGGGAAGUUACUACAAAUCCAAAAGUUUGCCCGCUCUCAACGGUGGAUGCCCAGCAAGUGAUGAGCUUCUGGAUUCCAGGGCGGUCAGCAAGACCCAGAACACGAUACACGCCGACCAGCGCUCAGUCUUCAGCGAGUUCCAGCGAAAAAGUGACUCCAGCCAGUUGGACUCCCCAACUCGGACUGACUUUUCGCCCUCGGUGUCCAGUAUGAUGGGCCUUAGCAGCUCCCUGAGGCCUGAGACCAGCAGGGCAGGCGGAAAAAAGCUUGGCUUCUCCUUAGCAAGACUAAUGGACUUUCCAGUGAGGAAAUACGUCAGGAAGAUUCUCGCAGACUCGAGGAGUUUCCUCUUCUGCAUGUGCUACCUGACUUUCAUCCAGUCUCUGAUGGUCUCAGGUUACCUCAGCAGUGUGAUCACCACCAUAGAGAAAAGGUACAGCCUCAGGAGCUCCGAGUCUGGACUGCUGGUCAGCUGCUUUGACAUCGGAAGCCUUGUGGUGGUGGUGUUCAUCAGCUACUUUGGGGGCAGAGGCCAAAGGCCACGUUGGUUGGCCGUUGGAGGGGUGUUGAUAGCCGUGGGGGCUGCUUUGUUCUCCUUGCCACACUUUAUCUCACCUCCUUACCAGAUCCAGGAGGUGAACUCUUCGAGGGGGAACGAAGGCCUCUGCUCGACAGGUAAUGGCAGUGGCCGGGACACUUUGGACAUCUCGUCCUGCCCGCGGGACCAGGAGGGCAACGAACACUCGGUCUAUGUCACCCUUUUCAUCUGUGCCCAGAUUCUGGUGGGCAUGGGGUCCACUCCUAUCUACACGUUGGGGCCAACAUACCUGGAUGACAACGUGAAGAAGGAGAACGCCUCACUUUAUCUUGCUAUCAUGUACGUGAUGGGCGCUUUGGGUCCUGCAGCCGGAUAUCUGCUGGGCGGAGUCCUGAUUGGCUUUUAUGUGGACCCAAAAACCAUCGUCAACAUUGACCAGAGUGACCCUCGAUUUGUUGGUAACUGGUGGAGUGGCUUUCUGCUGUGUGCAAUUGCCAUGCUGCUGGUCAUCUUCCCCAUGUUCACAUUUCCCAAGAAACUGCCCCCUCGACACAAGAAGAAGAAGAAGAAAAAGAUUGGUACGGACGACACUUCCAGCGAUGAUGACGUUGUGAAGGAGAAAUCCAACAGCAAAGGCCAAACGGUCACCUCCUCCAUGGGCUUCGGGAAGGACAUCAAGGACCUUCCUAAGGCAGCUGUGAGGAUCCUCAGUAACAUGACUUUUCUGUUCGUGAGUCUGUCCUACACAGCCGAGAGUGCCAUCGUCACUGCCUUCAUCACCUUCAUCCCCAAAUUCAUCGAAUCACAGUUCGGCAUCCCUGCCUCCAACGCCAGCAUCUACACAGGUGUGAUCAUCGUGCCCAGUGCAGGUGUGGGCAUCGUGCUGGGAGGAUAUAUCAUAAAGAAGCUGAAGCUGGGGGCUCGUGAGUCAGCCAAGCUGGCGAUGAUCUGCAGCGGAGUGUCCCUGCUCUGCUUCUCCACGCUCUUCAUCGUGGGCUGCGAGAGCAUCAACCUGGGGGGCAUUAAUAUCCCCUACACCACAGGGCCGACUCUGACGCUGACCCACAGGAACCUGACGGGGAGUUGUAAUGUAAACUGUGGCUGUAAAAUCCACGAGUACGCGCCAGUCUGCGGCUCUGAUGGCAUCACCUACUUUAACCCCUGCCUGGCAGGAUGCAGCACGGUGGGAAACGACAGCACUGGGAUAAGAAACUACACAGACUGCGCGUGCGUCCAAAGCAGACAGGUCAUCACUCCUCCCACCGGCGGCCAAGGCAACCAACUGCAGCUGGUCAUUGUGAAGACGUACCUGAAUGAGAAUGGUUUUGCGUUGUCGGGAAAGUGUGAUCGCACCUGCAACACACUUAUCCCCUUCCUCAUCUUUCUCUUCAUCGUCACACUCAUCACUGCGUGUGCACAGCCCUCCGCCAUCAUCGUCACUCUCAGGUCAGUGGAGGAGCAGGAGAGGCCAUUCGCUUUAGGAAUGCAGUUUGUGCUGCUGAGAACUCUCGCCUACAUUCCAACACCCAUCUACUUUGGCGCAGUGAUCGACACCACCUGCAUGCUGUGGCAGCAGGACUGCGGCGUGCAUGGCUCGUGCUGGGAGUAUGACGUCACCUCCUUCCGCUUCGUCUACUUCGGCUUGGCCGCCAGCCUGAAGUUUGUGGGCUUUAUCUUCAUCUUCCUCACCUGGUACUCCAUCAAAUGCAAAGAGGAGCGUCUGGAACACUGGAGGCAGAACCUGCCGCCGCUGGGUACCAUUAGUGAGAUGGUGUGUCACGCUGGCGGUCACAAAAGCCACGCUCGCACUCGCUCCUGCCCCAUCUUCACACCGAAGCCCGAGAUGCUGGAGCCAUCUCAGCCCCCGCCACUCAGCCGUGGCCAGAGCAGCCAGAGCUGCCCAGGAAACGCUCUUAAAGCAAUAAUGCCCCCGGCUCCUUCUACCCCGCAGGACCUCCACGUACGUGUUUGAGGGCUGGCGUUGUAACAUGACAAAGGGGUAAAAAAUAUAUAUACAAUUAAAUAAAAUAAAUAAAUAAAAUAAAAUAAAAUAAAGCAGCCCAGGAAUGUGCCAGGCCAGGGUUUAUAGAGUGAGCUGGGGUGUGUAAGGGGUGUCUAGUGUUAGCAAUUCUCGGGGGUCAAGCAUUUCUAGCCUCGCCCCUGCCCCGACUCCAUGUGCCUUCCUGUCCUGUGUCCCUUUCCCAUACUGGACUAACUUGCCCCCCCCACUCAAAACGCAGCUUUUUCCAGCAGGCACCUGGCUGCAUCCAUUUUUGCUGGGGUUUUUUGUUUGUUUAUUUUUUUUUAAGUGACAUCAUCAGUGCAUAUAAUAAGUUAGCAAACCUACACUGACUUAUACAUUGUAUAAGACCUCACAUGGUGCUAAAUGAGGGUUGGGAGGGUCUUAUUGUAUCUCUUGUGUAUUAUGUAUUGAAUAUGACUACAAGUUGACUAUCAAAAAUGCACCACAAGCACAACUGGGAAACCUGUACUAUGCAAAAUUUGCCACUAUGCCCCUCUGUGUUUCAUGAAUUGUUACCAUGAAUCUCUUCAAACCAAUCAGUAUUCAGUAUUUCAAUCGAGUGAUGGACAUCUCUGUCACUCUUACUGUCUCUCUUAAUGUCACUGAUGUGAAAACGGUCCACAGUCAUUUUAGUAAUAAAGAGCUUCGGUGUGUUCCACUUGCCUACACUGGGCCAUGUGGGCACUUUCAGGAGCUGAGGGGAACUUUUUCUCUUGUCUAGACUUUCCCGCGCCAGUGCCCCUCUCUGAUUUUCAGUGCCUAAGGCUGCCCUUGAAAGCAGUGAUGCCUACCGGCCAACAUGGAGCAGCAGGAUCAGGUGGACAGCAGAAACACCAUUCCUCAUUAUUCAUCAGUCAUCAACCCCAGUGGUCAGUGGUGAAAUUCAGAUUGGGAUUUGAUCAAGUAUUGUAACACCAAGCAAGAAACAUGAAAAGAACAAAGCCAAAAAUAAAAAAUAAAAAUAAAUCAGGACAUUGACCCCUGAGCUCGGUGGAAUGCGCUGCUGAAUGAAAUGCCGGCAUGUCCCGGUCAGCAUGGGUGGACCUGUCUCUGCUUUUGCAGUGUGAUAACCUGAAGGAGCAUGGAUUGAUCUCAGCAGCCAUGACAGUUAUUCCUGUUGCCCCUCUUGCUGCUGGUAAUCAGCCUGAACAACGCCUCAAUGCUUUAAGCAACAGCAUUAUUAAACUGGCAGCAGUAUUUUCAUGCUAAAUUUAAAAAAAAUUAAAACUAUAUUAGGAUAUAUCAGGAGCAUGUGCUUCUGCUGUUGCAACAUUACUUCUUUCUAAGAUGUGUGGCCUAUAAAAUGAACAGCAAAAGAACAAGAGCAAAUUCUCAGCAGUUCUCUCAUCAUGCAUUCACUGGCAGGCAGAACUCAUCCAUAUAUCUGAUCAUUGUAAGAAGGCAAGUUGCCAGUUAGUUCAAAUGCCUCCAUACCUAGCCAACAUUCAUUAUAACAAAUGCUAGGAAGAAUACUAAACCUGUAUCCUCUGAUGCUGCAUCAUUUUGCAUGAUGUAGUGUAGUUCAAUAGGCAUUUUGGAUGGGUAGCACAGCAUGCAGGAAACGAGACCCAUCCAGAAACAAUGCAAAGCAGGCACAUAAUAAGUUUAAUCCUUUUCCAGUAGCUGUGUCUAUAUAUAAACACUCUUCUAAAACUUACAAUUUAUGAAUUGAGAAUUUGGCCAGUUAGAACAUACACUGUAUUAGUGCUGUAAGUCACGUCAUUGAUUAUAUACAAAUAUACAAACUGUUAUAAACCCAUUUUUCUAUGUUUGACUAUAUACACUAUUCUGGGAAGGCUGAAAGUGUCUGGUUACAGUGUUACAAUAUGAACUACAAUAUGGGGAAUUUCAUAUUUUUCCAUCUUCAAUUUCUACAUGUAAACAGAGUCAUUCUGAGUGGUUUUGGCGUGAAGAUUUGCUGAAGAGAAACUUGGCUAGAUAAAACACACAGAUAUAUAUUGUAUUGACUUACUAAAACAAUGAGGGAACCUGCACUAGUAUUAUGAAUUUUAUAUUUAAAGUUGAUGAUGGCAAAAUAGUCAUGAAUCUGCAAAAUAGUUAUGCAAUACCACUUUAUAUUAAUCAUGCAUUAAUGAACAUGUUAUAUGGCUUAAACAUUUUUUAUUGCCCAGCUUAAGGCAUAUAUAACUUUCUCAUAAGUAAUUAAAGCAAUUUAGGGAAGACCUUUAUAAACACCUUUAUAUUACACCAUGCCAUUAUAUAAUAAACAUUUUAUUAGUAUAAUACAUUUAAUGAAGUCAUAUAAUCCUGCUUUAUAAGAUGGUCCCAAAAUUCAUGGGAUAGUAUUAUUUCAAUAAAUCACCAAAUGUUACCUGAAAAAAAUAGCUUGGGAAUGCAUACAUAAUGCCUUCGUAGGCAGUGAGGUGUUCUCUUGUGAGGGAAGAUGGGCAGCACUGGGCAAUGUGCUCAUGAGUUUGAGUGAGACCUGAUAGUGGGUGUUAGAUGGAUGGCACAUUUCCAUUUGUGUAGUUCCGCAGUGUUUAACAUUUAACAUUCCUCCACCCACAGUGUUACUACAAGUAGUACAUCAUAGAAGAAGACAGUGCAGUGGGUGGUGAUGAUCGUGACUUGUGGCGUAUGGCUAGAAUUGUUUGUGAAUUGUUGCAGAUAUCUCUUGUUUUUUAUGCCAAAUUCUUCUAAAAACAAAUUAAUAAUCUUUUUAUUUAUUACUGUUAUACGAGUGAUCUGUUCUGGCUCACUUCAGUAAGGUUCAGUAAGAUUUUCUAAAACACCAAACUCACUUUAAAUGACCUUAACAUUGUAAUAAUUGGAGAACUUUGGAAAAAUUUGAAAAAAUGUGGAAUUACCCCUUAAGUCAUGGAAAACAGAACUAUCUGACCUUGUUGCUUGUUCUUAUUUGUAGCUGUAACUGUAUAAAGAUAACUACAAGUAGCUAGAAGCUUUUAGACUAACCCAUGUAUUAAACAUAGACAACCCACGAAAUGUGUUGAGCAAGAAUACAAAGAGUAGAUUGUUUUCUGUGCCUGACUUACCUAAAGUACCUACAGUAUAAAUGACGUGUUGGCUUUAAUUCACGUGGGUUUCCUUUUGAAUUGAGGUUAUUUGGGGGGUGAGGGGUGGGUGGAUGGGG